Molecule: messenger RNA, 2039 nt
Organism: Camelina sativa (false flax)
Lineage: Eukaryota; Viridiplantae; Streptophyta; Magnoliopsida; Brassicales; Brassicaceae
Product: rho GTPase-activating protein 4
Biological process (GO): signal transduction
Molecular function (GO): GTPase activator activity
Source: RefSeq, a predicted model, not a curated record
AAAGACAGCAAAGAAAAAAAGGAAAAAGACCUUCAUCUUCCUUGUUAAUAAUCAAUCCUUCAUCUUCCUUGUUAAUAAUCAAUCCUUCAUCUUCUCUCUCACCAACCUCCACCUAUCUCUCUCUUUAUCUCUUCUGUGAGCCACGACUUGUGCUGUUGUGUAUAGAAUACGAAGAAGCAAGAAAGAAAGAAGGAUUGAAGUGUGAUAAUUACAACCCACCAACUAAAACCCUUUCUUCAAUUCAACUCUACGCGUCGCUUAGUAAUACCCAAAAAAAAAGUUUUAAUCUUUUUUUCUCCCAACAGAAAACCAAAGCAAAUCAUUAAUUUACUCCAUUUACUAACCCAAUUUUCUAGGUUUUUUUUUUCUUUUUCUGUUUCCCUGAAUUUUUUUUUUUUGUUAUUAAAGAUUGAUUCUUUAUAGCCUAUUGAUUUUGACCUCUCCCUCACUGUGUCUCUCAUUGAGAGAGAGAGAGUACCCAUCACUCCAAGAUUUGAUUUUUUUUUUUAUAUUUUGGAUUAUCCUUUGAGAUAAUGGCCAAAGUACUAAAAUCAAGCCAAUCAUGCCAUUUCCCUUCACCUUCAAGCUCUUCUUCUUCUUCCUCUUCUACAUCAUGUGGUGGCAAUGAUUGUAACAGAGACCCACAUUCUCCUUUUAACAUUUCUCGAGAGGAAGAGGAAGAAGAAGAGGAGAGAAGCGAGAAAGAGAGAGAAAGAUUCGAGCUUUCCUCUGCAUUGGAGAUUCUUGUUUCUGCUAUUAGAAGGUCUGUGAUUGGUGGCUGUGUUGGUGAAGAGGAUCUUUGUUCUAUGGAGAUUGGUGUUCCCACUGAUGUUAGGCAUGUAGCUCAUGUCACCUUUGAUCGUUUCCAUGGCUUUCUUGGUUUGCCUGUUGAGUUUGAACCUGAAGUCCCCAGGCGAGCUCCUAGUGCAAGUGCUACCGUGUUUGGAGUCUCUACUGAGUCAAUGCAGCUAUCUUAUGAUACUAGAGGGAACAUCGUGCCUACAAUACUUUUGAUGAUGCAGAGUCACUUGUACAGUAGAGGCGGGUUGCGGGUAGAAGGAAUUUUCAGGAUUAAUGGUGAGAAUGCUCAAGAGGAGUACAUAAGGGAAGAGUUGAACAAAGGUGUUAUACCUGAUAACAUUGAUGUCCACUGCCUAGCAAGUCUCAUUAAGGCUUGGUUUAGGGAACUUCCGAGCGGUGUUUUGGACUCUCUCUCACCAGAGCAAGUAAUGGAGUCUGAGAGUGAAGAUGAGUGUGUGGAGCUUGUAAGGCUUCUUCCUUCAACUGAAGCUUCUUUGUUAGAUUGGGCUAUCAAUCUAAUGGCUGAUGUUGUCGAGAUGGAACAACUUAACAAGAUGAAUGCUCGCAACAUUGCAAUGGUUUUUGCACCUAACAUGACUCAGAUGUUGGAUCCAUUGACGGCUCUCAUGUAUGCUGUGCAAGUUAUGAACUUUCUUAAAACACUUAUUGUGAAGACGCUUAAAGACCGGAAAGAAUCUCGAGACAGGUUGGUUCCAGCCUCAAUUCCAGGUCCUCGGGACCAUAAUGGUGAUCAGAGCAGCAGUAGACAACUAUUGCAUCUCAUGAAAGCUAACAAGGAUGAAUCUUUAGACAACUCUGAGGCCGAGAUGAAAGACAAAGAAGUGUCUGCAGAUGAAGAAGAAGAAGAAGAAGAAUCUGUAGAAUCUCCAGAACUUGUUGGCAUAAAGUCUUCUCAGGUGAAAAUCUGUACUAAUGGAGGUUAUGGACAGAAACAAAAUGAUUGGGAGGAGCAGAGGAAGAAGACUACAACGACCAUGCCUAAAGCGAGUAGUAUUGUGGGACGCGUGAAUUACAGAGUUGAGCUAUUCGAAGCUUGGCGAUGAAGAAAGGUGAAUAGUUGAUGUUUUUUUAUCCAACUUUUGGAUUUUCUUGAUUUGGGUUUUGUGGGAUGGAUGGAUGAUGCUUUUAAAUUUUGAUGAUGGUUGCUUGUGUAUCAAGAAAUGCUACGUCUCUGCAUAUAAUUUCGAAAAAGAUAAGCUUCUGCUUAAGGUUUUAUG